Messenger RNA from Xenopus tropicalis (tropical clawed frog), 1539 nucleotides. RefSeq names its product zinc finger CCHC-type and RNA binding motif containing 1 (gene zcrb1). The coding region runs from base 138 to 785 and encodes 215 amino acids. Gene Ontology annotation, cellular component: nucleus; U12-type spliceosomal complex. Gene Ontology annotation, biological process: mRNA splicing, via spliceosome. NCBI's taxonomy places the organism in Eukaryota, Metazoa, Chordata, Amphibia, Anura, Pipidae. Gene Ontology annotation, molecular function: RNA binding; zinc ion binding; nucleic acid binding. The transcript has 8 exons. The record is from RefSeq and is a predicted model, not a curated record.
UUCAUCUCGCGAGAUAGUGACGUCACACUCCCGUAUAUAAGCGCGGUGACGCUGCACGUAAUCUCUAUGGGGGAGUGAUGAGUUAGGAUGUUGUGCUUAAGUGUGACAGAAAUAGAAGUUGCUAGUAAUAUGCGAACAUGAGUGGAGGACUAGCGCCUAGUAAAAGCACAGUGUAUGUGUCAAAUCUUCCCUUUUCGCUAACCAAUAAUGACUUACACCGGAUUUUUUCAAAGUAUGGAAAAGUAGUCAAGGUCACAAUACUGAAGGACAAAGAUUCUCGGAGGAGCAAAGGGGUAGCAUUUGUUUUAUUUCUAGAUAAGGAAUCUUCACAGAACUGUGUUAGAGGCUUAAACAAUAAACAAUUGUUUGGUAGAGCAAUUAAAGCAAGCAUUGCUAUAGACAAUGGCAGAGCAACAGAAUUCAUCCGGAGGCGAAAUUACACUGAUAAAUCCAGAUGUUAUGAGUGUGGGGAUACUGGGCACCUAAGUUAUGCAUGUCCCAAAAAUAUGCUAGGUGAACGGGAACCACCUCAAAAAAAAGAGAAAAAGAAAAGAAAAAAGAUUGUUGAAGCGGAAGUUUUUGAAGAGGAUGAAAGUGAAGAUGAAGGAGAAGACCCAGCUCUGGAUAGCCUUAGCCAGGCCAUAGCUUUUCAGCAAGCAAGAAUUGAGGAAGAGAAAAACAAAUACAGACAUGAUGCAGCUGAAGCUUCUACAUCAGAAGAUUCAAGACGUCCUAGAAUAAAGAAAAGUACUUAUUUUAGUGAUGAGGAAGAGCUCAGCGACUGAACACUGACUUUAUUGCACUAGAUCGGUGAAAAGUACAAGUAGUCCUUUUGUUGAAUGUUACAGACUGAAUCUGUUUACUUUGAUCUUUGACAGAAUACAGUGAAUGUCUGUCCGGCCAGUGGAAUAGGCUAAUGAUCUUAGGAAGGUAUAGAAAUCACCAAACCUUUACCUAUAUUUACUAAGAAGCCUCUACACUUUUCAAUAUCCGUAUAAAAAUUCAGCUGUUCAAUUCCACUAGAUAAAAGGAACCCAAAGUAACAAAAUGUCUUUAGCUAGGUUUGUACAUAUUAGAAUUUGUUACUUGCAGGAACUGAAUUUGUAAAAAAAAAAAAACAUUUUUUUUUACUCAAAACAUGAAUGGGGGAGAAAAAAAGCUAAGUAGCAUUUAUAAAGUCAUCACCUAAGGUAAUAAUCCCAGACAGAGGACCACUUACAGCUCUUCUCAUUCCUGUUAGAUGGAAGAAAGUUGCAGCAAUCCCAUGUGUUAAUACUUCUUAAAACUGAUGAUAAUGAAGCCUCGUUCCAUCAAUCCAUUAUAUGCCCUUUCAGGGCUGCCACUUUUACAGUUUUAAUUUGCAAUAUGUCUGAUUUGUAUUCAAUCAGUGUUUUAUGGUGUGCUGGCAGAUAAUUUGAUAUUCUAUAGAACAAGCCAAUAUCGUUGUAGUGAUUUGUGCAUAACAUUUUUUAAGGGGUACUAUAACCUUUACAUAUUUGUUUUUCUUAAAAUAGAAGUAAACUGAAGUAUAAAACUUUG